GUUUAUAUUUAUCGUAAAGGGGCGUGGACUCCUGAAAACUGCGGAAGCGGAAACCGUCACGUCGUGUCGACUCCUCGAAGAUAGCCGAAGAUAUGUUGGAGCUGUAGGAUCUGGUUUCUGACAUCCUGAGACAAGCAAAUGCAGUCAGGGGGAAGAGAGACCUGCAGGAUGUACGCUCACUGAGCCAGCAACUGCACCCGAGGAACAUAAAAAUAAGUCUUUGACAGCACAGCAGGUGGACUUUACAAAAGUUCUCUGUGCCAACUCUGUAAGCAUGCAGCAAUUGUUCACGAGUUUUCUCUGAAUCAGAUCACGGUGGUUUGAUUCCCCACCUUCCCCCCCCCCAGACACCAUGACGUCCUCUAUGCUCCGCCGACAGCUGAAGAACCUGGUCCAGAACUACUCCGAGGCUGAAGUUAAGGUGAGAGAGGCAACAUCUAAUGACCCAUGGGGCCCAUCCAGCACUCAGAUGGCUGACAUCUCUGAUUUGACCUACAAUGUGGUUGCCUGCAACGAGAUCAUGACGAUGCUCUGGAAACGCCUGAAAGACGACAAGAACUGGAGACACAUCCACAAGUCCCUGACACUGCUGGAGUACCUGUUAAAGACUGGUGACGAUCGUGUGCUUCUGAAAAUGAAAGACAACAUCUACAUCGUCAAAGCCCUCACAGAGUAUCGCUUUGUAGAAAAGGAUGGCAAAGAUCAGGGUGCAAAUGUGAGAGAGAAGGCCAAGGUUGUCCUUGUUCUUAUGGAGGAUGAUGAUAAACUAAAGGAGGAGAGAGACUUUGCUGUCAAGACCAGAGAGAAGACAUCAAAAAGUUCUGCUGCCUCAUCCACUGAUGCCAUCAAGGAUCCCAACUACAAGCCAUGCUACGUGGCCGGGGGCUCAGGGCUUCCAUCCUUAGACAACAUCCCUUCGGUGGCCGAUUUGACUGCUUCCUUUGCUGCCCGCAAAGAGGAGCGUCUUAGACAGGAAGCUGAGAAGAAAGAAGCAGAGAGGAGGGCCAAGAUGACUGAAGAUGAGCUUAAAUGGGAGGAUGCAGGCAAAGGCAAUGACGUUAAAGGAGGUGCUUGGGGAGGAGAGAAAGCAGAGGAGGAGGUGAAACCAGACACAUGGGGAGCCCCCAAAGAACCCAAGGAGGCCACAGAUCCAUGGGGCACACCCACAAGACCAGACACAACUGACACAACAGCCAGCAGUGAUCCUUGGGGGGCUCCAACUAAAACUGAUGAAGAUCCAUUUUCAGCACCAAAAGCUGACGAAGAUCCAUUUUCAGCACCAAAAGCUGACGAAGAUCCAUUUUCAGCACCAAAAGAAGACAAAGAUCCAUUUGCUGCCCCAAAGAAUGGAGAAGAUCCUUUUGCAGCACCAAAAGAUGAACCCGAUCCAUUUAAUGCAUCAAAAGAUGAUCCUUUCAAGGCACCAAAAGACAAGGAAGAUCCCUUUGCUGCUCCAAAAGAUAAACCAGAUCCAUUCAGUUCAUCUAACAGUGAUCCAUUCAGUGCACCCAAAGAUGAUCCAUUUAAUGCCCCCAAAGAUGAUCCAUUUAAUGCCCCCAAAGAUGAUCCAUUUAAUGCUCCAAAAGAUGAUCCGUUUAAUGCUCCAAUAGAUGAUCCGUUUAAUGCUCCAAUAGAUGAUCCGUUUAAUCCUCCAAAAGAUGAUCCGUUUAAUGCUCCAAAAGAUGAUCUGUUUAAUGCUCCAAAAGAUGAUCCGUUUACUGCUCCAAAAGAUGAUCCGUUUAUUGCUCCAAAAGAUGAUCCGUUUAUUGCUCCAAAAGAUGAUCCGUUUACUGCUCCAAAAGAUGACCCAUUCAGUAUCCCAAAAGACGAUCCCUUCACUGCUUCCAAAACACUACCUAAAGAAGAUCCUUUCUCUGCUCCAACUAAACUUAUCCAAGACGAUCCUUUUGCUUCACCAACAACACCACCCAAGGAGGAUCCUUUCUCUGCACCGACUAAACCUAUAAAAGAUGACUCCUUUGCUGCUCCCACAACACCUCCUAAAGAAGAUCCGUUCUCUGCUCCAACUAAACUUAUCCAAGAUGACCCUUUUUCUGCACCAACAACACCACCUAAAGAGGAUCCGUUCUUUGCUCCACCCAAACCCACAAAAGACGACCCUUUCUCUGCACCAACAACACCCCCUAAAGAGGACCCAUUCACAGUGCCAUCCAGCCCACCAAAAGAUGAUGCCUCUGAUCCCUUCAGCGCCCCUUUGGUGAGCUCGCCCCAAGGCAGUGCAGAUGCGUGGGGAGCCCCUGCUAGCCCUCCACCUGCCACCGGGUCAGAUCUGUGGGGGGCUCCAUCUGCUCCAAAGGAAACAAAAGACGGAGAUCCCUGGGGGGACGGGACAAGCGCCUCCUCACCGAUUGAUAGUUCUAAUGCAUUUGGGGACGCAUCUAAACCAGACAAUGACCCAUGGGGAGUCCCAGCUGCAGCUCCAGUUAGCACAGAUGAUGCUUGGGGUUCACCUGCUCCGCCAUCAGACUCCUGCCCAUCUAGUGACCCCUUUGGAGACGGAGCAUCUAAAAAAGAUGACCCUUGGGGUGCAUCGAGCAGUGCACCUAGCAAUGGGACAGGAAAGCGAACAUCGCAGGGAAAGGAGACAAAUAGAAAGACUGCUUCGUUUCUGGGUUCUGCGGGGGCGUCACUUGUUGACUUGGAUGAUCUAUUUUCUUCUAACCCCAAACCAAAACAGCGCCCCCAUGUCAGCACACUUAACGCCCAGACAGAAGUCAUUGGCAAUUUCAAAGCCAGGGGCAUGACAUCUGGCCCUGUGGUCAGACCAGGGGCUGUUGCAGGGAUGUCCCCUCCUGAAACAUCAGCCCCAUACUGCAGACCUUUUGGUUCCACCCUUACUCCCUCCUUUGGUGCACCUUCUCCCACUUUUGGAGCUGCUGAAACUCCCCUAUUUCAGCUACCAUCCCAUACCCUGGGGGUAUCUCACUCCGGCUUAAAUAUGCUUCAGGCAUCUCAGGUGGCUCCUCUGUAUUCAGGAACUGGAAUGGUACAAUCUGUUUCUGUGGGAGGAGUGGGAAUGGUGCAGUCUGGAUCGCUGGUGGGGAAUCCUUUCGUAGACCCCCUCUUGUUUGAACAAAGAAUGGGUCAGUCCAGUUUCUCUGGAGGGAACUGUCAAGCAGGAGUGGCUCACUUGCGAGGGUCCACUCCACAAGCUGGAGGUGGAGUCCCUUUCCAGCCGGAGUGGCUCUCGAGCAGUGGGUUGGGUGAGACUGUGAAAAACAACAAUCCAUUCAUGUUCUGACAACUUGACAGGUUAUUCCUUCCUAUGAGAUGCCGGGAUUAUAUUAAAUGGCCACACUGGGUAGGUUUACAUGUUUUAGCCUCCAGAAUAUCUACUGUUUAAGCUUUUAAAACAUAGCCAUAGGAGUAGAUUGCUUUCCUAUGUACGUUCCAGGCAGCCACUGGUUAUGUUGUGAAUUUUCCAUCAUACUUUUUGUCAACCUUAUAGUAUCAUCAAAUGUUAUUUCAGUUUUGUAGAGAGGGACUAUUAAGGUAACUCAUAUUGGAAGGCUAGGCACAUUUAUUUGUAUAGCACCUUCCAAAUAACAAUAAAAUUCAAAGUGCCUCUCUAAGUGUACAAACAAUAAUCAAACAGUGAUAUUCUGAAAAGGAUUACGUGAAUUUGACCAUUUCUUGUAUUAAAAGGUUGAUUUUCAGCAGCCUGAAUGCACCAAGAAUGAAGAGUUUCCAAAACUAUUUACGUGACGAGUUCAGUCGUGAAAGUUCCUGCUUGUAACUGGACUAGCAUGUAUUAAUAGCAUUACUUUGACAAAAGAAUAAAUGUUUCAUUGGUUGACUGAACCAAUGGCAGCAUGGAAGGUAAGAAACAGUAUAAACAAUUAUGGUAUACUGUUGGAAAAUGGGCAGUAGUGACUUGUCAGGCUAAAACAUGCAAAAUCUCUAGUGUGAUCCUUUUUAAUUAAACCCAUCACCUCCCCAGCUUACCCUAUCCUCCCCCUGAGAUCUACUCAUGUCCAAUUAAUAUAAAAGCCAUGGUUUAAAUGUAUGCAGCAUAAUAUAUUAACUGAAAUACACACAAAAUAUGUAUGAAACUGUGUACUUAUUUGAAACAAAGUCAUUUUCAUGCACAGGUCUAAGAAACAAAGAGCACCUUUGUGAGAGUGUCGUGGAAAUCCUGAAGAAUUACUGUUUAUGUGAGUGUUGUUUCAUUCUGUGACUGGUCCUUUAAAACACUGACAGGACUGAUCUGGGAAAGACGUCGCUGUAGGUUCUCAUUAAGUGUGCAUGUGUUUGUACAAGGCGGAGUGUGUGUGUGUGUGUGUGUGUGUGUGUUUGACCUGUAUGCACGCAGUGUGUGUGCAGUAUUUAUUGUGCUGAUGUAAAUAGUGGAAGUAAUCACAGAUAAACCUUGAAUUAUUCUGUAUAUUAAGAGUGUUACAAUCAUGAGUAACUAUUUAUCAAUUUAUUGAUUGAUUGAUUGAUUUAUUGCUUGAUUAUUUAUUGAUGCAACAAUGCAGCAGUGGCCUCCAACAAAGAGAAGUUCAGGUUAACUUUCGUUACAGUGUCAUAAUCAGAACGGUUCCCCUGAUGGUAUUGAUCACAUGUGAUGUCAAGCAUGAUUGGCUCAAACCUGACUUGGCUGCUCAAACACUGCAUUAUCAAUCAACUCAGUAACCAAUGGUGGCUUUCUCUUCCCUGUUUUGAGUUGUCGUUGUCAUUCUGGAUUCAUUGUGUAACUGAACAUGUCUUCGCUGUAUCUCCUGGCAUUAGACAAGAAACAGAAAUGUAUUAUUGUAUGAUGUUUAGCUACGGUGUUGGCUAAAUAAAAACCGAAUUUGAACAUA
Molecule: messenger RNA, 4826 nt
Organism: Micropterus dolomieu (smallmouth bass)
Lineage: Eukaryota; Metazoa; Chordata; Actinopteri; Centrarchiformes; Centrarchidae
Gene: epn1b
Product: epsin 1b
Exons: 11
Coding region: 353-3262 (969 amino acids)
Biological process (GO): endocytosis
Cellular component (GO): endosome; plasma membrane; clathrin vesicle coat
Molecular function (GO): phospholipid binding; clathrin binding
Source: RefSeq, a predicted model, not a curated record